Molecule: messenger RNA, 2079 nt
Organism: Suillus subaureus
Lineage: Eukaryota; Fungi; Basidiomycota; Agaricomycetes; Boletales; Suillaceae
Product: P-loop containing nucleoside triphosphate hydrolase protein
Exons: 12
Coding region: 1-2079 (692 amino acids)
Biological process (GO): transmembrane transport
Molecular function (GO): ATP binding; ATP hydrolysis activity; ATPase-coupled lipid transmembrane transporter activity
Source: RefSeq, a predicted model, not a curated record
AUGCAAGUUAUCGACCCACGGGAUACUCGCCGUUUCAAGCACACCCGCAUCGGUGUAUGGGAUGUCUACGAGGAACGCCGGGCUAAAUAUUACAUACCAGGCUCAUCAAUAAGGGAGACAUAUGGCAAGAUAAUCGAGAGCAUACCUUAUGUAGUGCAAAUGUUGAGGGAUGUACUCAGUAUCAGACGAAGCUGGCUCCUCCUAUCUGCAUUCUUUGUUGUAGAAGUCUUAUCCUCCCUUGUACCCGCCAUUUCCAUAUGGUAUUCUGGACAACUUCUCCGUCUGGUAGAGACCGCAAUGGAGACACGUACUGUGAACACAACAGCUCUCAUUCAUGUUGCGGUAGGACACCUUACAUGCCAAGUCACGACGCGCCUUCUCCAUUACGCCCGAAACACUAUAGUUAUUCCCAUGAAUAUUUCCAUUAAACGAUUCUAUGCUGAGCGCGUAUUGCACGAAGUGGUGCGCCUCGACCUGCCUACUUAUGAAGAUUCGAACAUCUCGAGGCAGUUCGCAUCCGCGUUGUCCUCUUCAGGCAGUAGCAUAGCUUGGAAAGCUAUUCAGGCAUCGACGAGCUCCGCAAUGACAGUUAUCAGUGUGGUCUUUCAGUUGUCGAUUUUGUUUACAAUCCUGUGGGAGCAACAGGAUGGCUUCCUCCUGAUAGUUCUUGGCUCUUCACGAUCUAUAUUCCAGUGGUACAGCACACAAAAAUCAAUGGCCAGACCUUCAGUUUGGGGUGCGAACACAACCAACAAAGAUUAUAUUCGGAUGCGAGGCCUGAAGGGCCUCUGUGAUGCUCUGUCACACCGAAAAGAGCUUGUCGCAGGCAACCUCGGCGAAUAUAUUACCGAACAAUAUCACGAAUUGGCUCAGAGCAUUGGUGAUGAUGCAGGUGACUUCUUUGACUUGCAUAAGUUGCAUUUUAUGAAGAAACAUCUGGGUUUUAUGUCUAUUCUCAAUGGUGUGAUGCAUGAGCUGCCUCAGAUCAUCUUGAUCCUGCGCGUCAUUCAAAAACCAAUGACGUUGCCCCUCGCCUUGGCAUCACUCUACCUUAUCGAUCGUACCUCUAGUUCGUUAAUUUUCGAAAACUUCUCGCCGUACCAAAGUGGCACUUUGGUGGCGCAGCUUGCCGAUGUGCGCGCGCUAUAUGAGGUCAAGAAUGUGCAGAAUAAGGUAGUGGAUGGCAGGGAAUCGUUCCCCGAGAACAUGCAGUCUCUCAAGAGUGGUAUUCCUGUUGAGUUCAGGAAUGUUUCGUUCCGGUACCCUGGUGCAGAGAAGUAUGCUCUCCGAGAUGUAUCAUUCAAAAUUGGAGCUGGUCAACUUUGCGUCAUUGUUGGCACGAACGGUUCUGGAAAGAGCACAAUCUUGAAACUCGUCUCCCGCAUUUACGACCCGACAGAAGGAACCAUUCUCAUCGACGAUCGCGACAUCAAAACACUCAAACUGGCCGACCUCCGCAAUGCCAUGUCCAUCCUCUUCCAAGACUACACACAUUUCCCCCUCUCGAUACACGAGAACAUUGCACUUGGCAACCCUACACUCGCCAAUGAUGGUGACAAGGUCCGCGAAGCCGCCCGUCUCGCCAGCGCAGAAGAAUUCAUCGACGACCUCCCUGGCGGAUUCAACACCUACAUCAAACGCGUCGACGAAGGCCACAUCAUGGAUCCCAUAACCCAUGGGGAUUUUAUCGACCCUCCCUCUACGCAUAGCACUGGGGAUCACCAUGUCACCAUUUCAGGCCUCAGCGGCGGGCAGAUGCAGCGGCUUGCAGUCUCCCGCACAUUCAUGCGCUCAUUUAUCUCUGGGUCAGACUCUUCUGUUGGUAUGAUGCUAUUUGACGAGCCGAGCGCCGCCCUGGACCCCAAGGCUGAAUAUGAUCUCUUCGAUACCCUACGAGAGUGGAGGGGCGAAAAGACCCUGAUAUUCUCUACUCACCGGUUUGGGAACCUCACCCGACAUGCGGACCUUAUCUUGUAUCUCGAUGAAUCUGUUCAGGAAGAGGGCACACACGACGAACUGAUGAUGAAAGGGGGAUCCUAUGCCACCAAUUGGAAUCUGCAAGCGAGACCUUACAUGUAG